Molecule: messenger RNA, 1289 nt
Organism: Gamsiella multidivaricata
Lineage: Eukaryota; Fungi; Mortierellomycota; Mortierellomycetes; Mortierellales; Mortierellaceae
Exons: 1
Coding region: 4-1122 (372 amino acids)
Source: RefSeq, a predicted model, not a curated record
AGAAUGAUACAGAUACAGCAGCAGAGGUUGGAGCAGCUACAGCAGGAGCAACGAAAGCGGCAGCAGCAGCAGCAACAACAACAACAGGAGCAGGAGCGGUACUCACCGCAUUUGAGACAUCAGCAGGCGGCAAGCCAGGGGCGACAAGAGGGUCAGCAGUCGGUUGCGUCGUACCCUCAUCAAGUAGGCGACAAGCAACAGCAACAGCAUCAACAGCAGCGUAUGUCGUCGACGUCGGGUCGGCCGCCAACCGCAGGGCCAGGAGCAGGCGGGGAGUACUACCCGACACCUUCGACAACCAACAACAGUGCAGCGGUAUCACCCUCGACGAGGACUCCGCCGCAUAGUUCUUAUUCUGCAAAUGCGAACGUGAAUGGGAGUAGUCCACGAACGGCGCCUUCGUCGUUGAAAACGAUCUUACAGAUACAGGCACAGGCGCAGGGGCCACAAUCGCAACAGCAGAUCCCAUCGGGUUCUAGUCCGGGCAUGGCACCGGGAUUGGGAUAUAGUACCGGCUCGCCCGGGAACGGAGGUGGUGGGGCGGGCUAUCGGCUAGGUCCAGGUGGACCAGGCGGACCAAGUGGGUUUGAACCGGGAUAUCACCAUCAUCAACAGCGGGGAUCUUAUUCUGCACAAGGUCCUCCUCCGCCGUCGGGACCAAGUUCCGGCAAUGGACACUCACCACAGCUACAGCAGCAGGGUGGCGGUCCUGGGGGUUCGAAUUAUAGGCAUUCAUCGUGGUCACAUUCUCAACCACCAGCGCAGCAGCAGGUGCCCCCGACAUCGGCAUCAUCGUCGGGUAAGCAUUACCAGCAGCAGCAGGAAAUGGAGAUGCAGAGGAUGGAGCAGCAGCAGCGGUGGGAGAUGGGUCAGGCACAGGCACAGGCACAGGCACAGGCGCAGGCACGGCAGCAGCAGCGGAUGGAAAGGGAGCAGCAGCCGCGGUAUGAGACUUAUGGGCAUGGGCAUUAUCCGCCACAGUAUCACCACCAGCAACAGCAGCAACAUUAUGAGGCGGGGAUGCAUGAGCGUGAGCGAGGGAGUGGUGGGAGGCCACCAGCAGUGGGAGGGAUGGUGACGAGACCGCCGCACAUGCAGCACCGUCAUCACCCAUCGAACUGAAGGGAAAAACGUUUUGGGUGGAUCUAGUUCAUUAUUGUUAGUAAUUUUGUAUUUGUAGACAUAUUUUGGUUGCUUCUUUUUUUUUGUUAGAGAGUUGUUCAGUUGAUACCAUUGUUAUCGUCUUUUCAUUGUUAUUUUUUUUUUGUUUUGGCUUUGCAAGAAAAAAA